GAGGCUAAAUGAUUCUCUAGAUAUUAUAUUAAAAUUAAUAAUUUUAUAUAAAGAGAAAUGUAUUAAUAUUGAAAAGGAUAUAAUGAAAAUACUUCAAGUAUUUACUGUUCAUAGCAAGAACAAAACUGUAACAAUUUAUUGUCUAAAAAUUUUCGCAAACAUUCAAUCCUUUUACCCAAACUUUUACAAAUGUAUAGAAAAUGAUGAAAUAUCAUUUUACUUAAAAAGCAAAGUUGAUGAAUUUAUUGAAAAAUGUCCGGAUUUUAAUGUUACCCUUCAGGAUACAGAAAAUGAUGAAAAUAAUAGUUCCCGCAAUAGCGAUAAUACAGAAGGUAAUUCAAAGGAUGUAGAAAUCAACGAAUUUGUUAAUUAUAUUAAGAACAAUGCAAACCAAAGAAUGUCAAUAAAAAAGGAUGUGGAAGACCAAGUAAAUGGGUUUAAUAAGGAUGUGGAAGAAAUAUUAGAAAUAAAAAAAAAAAUUGAGGAAUUUGAAAUUAAUAAAACAAAUGAUGAUUAUAUAAAUAAUCAAAUAUCUUAUACAAGCAUAUCAAAUGAUUUGAAUUUUGUUAUGGACGGAAAUAAUUAUUCUAAAACUAAAGAAAUCAAUAACAUAAUGGAAUCAAACUUAAAUGAAAAAAUAAAAGGAUUAAAUAAUUAUAAGAAUUCAAUUAUUUAUUUUAGAUUUGUUUACUUAACCUCUUUGUUGUAUUCCAAUGAUAUAGAGACUAUAUCUAAGGUGUGCAAUCUUAUUGUUGAUAACACUAUAUAUGUAGGUAAGAAGAGUAACAGGGGUAAUUUCCUUCUAAAGGAGAACGGCAAUUAUAUAUUUAAAAAUUUGAAUUUGUUUAUUAUUUUGUUGAAGGGAGCAAACUAUGCGUUGAGAUAUUUAUUUCGUGAGAAUUUUGAGAGUGAUUUGAAUUCGACUUCAGUACAUUUGAAUGCUAUAUUGAGUACUCUUUUAUUAUUGGAUAUAUUGAUGAAAAAGAAGAGUUGUGUUGAGAAGCUUUCCUUUGAUCAUUUUUCGUUUUUUUUUAUUAAUGCAAUAGUAUGUUUGAGUAUAUAUACAAAAGUAAUUCAUAAGCAUAAGCAUAUAUAUCGUAUAAAGGAUGGAGAAAUAGCUCGAAACUUGAUAACGCGUAUAUUAAAUAAUUUAUUGGGAAGAGAAUUUUUAAGUAACCAUACGAAAUUAUUAGAGUAUGUGUGUAACGUAGGUUUUAAUUUAGGAUUUGAUAUAAUUAAUAAUAAUAAUAUAUUAUUGGAUGAAAUGGAAUAUGCGAAUGAAUUUUAUAUAUCUAUUAAUACAUAUGUAAGAAUAUUGAAUAAGAUAUAUAAGAAGAUAAUAAAUAGAAUAUUUGAAGAAAAUACGACGGAUAGUCGUUUUGUAUAUAAAAUAUUGAAUAUAUUAUUUAUGAACUUGAAUAAGUAUGAUAUGUAUUUAUGUAAAAUGGACACUGAUAAAAAUAGAAAGAGGAAAAUGGAUAGUAGUGAACAUGAUGAGAAUAGGAGUGAUGGAAGGUUGGGCAUAAUAAAUGGUAUGAUUGGUUCUAAUCAUAAUAUUAAUAAUAAUAAUGGUGGUAGUAGCAAUAAUAAUAAAAAAAUAUGUAACGAAAAAAACAAUAAUGGUAAUCAUAGUAAUAAUAAUAAUAAUAAUGAUUGUAGUAAUAAUAACAAAGAUAACACCAUUAACCUUAAAAAUAGUAAUAACUUUAAUAACAAAUUUAAUCAUUUCAAUCAAAAGAAUACUAAUAAUAAUAUAAAAAGUGUUAGUAUUAAUCACAAAAAAAAUAAAAAUAGUAGUAGUCAAACAAAUUUUUCUUUUAAUCAAAACAAUAAUCCUGUUGAGCAGUACAAUAGUUUUAAUAAUACUAAUCGUAACAGUAAUAGUUGUUAUGGGUAUAAUGAAAAUGAAGUAGUAUGUAAUAAAUCGGAUUACUAUAUUUUUGAUUGUCAUGGUACGUAUUGGGAAAAUAUAAAUAUUGAAGAGAAUAAGGCAGAUGUUUUUGUAAAGAAUAAUUAUGAAGAAAUAGAAGUAGGUAUGGAAAGGAAAAAUGUGAUACGUGAAUAUAGUAAAGAAGAGAUGGAUAAAAUUAAUAUGAACAAAAUGGAUUUUAUGAAUACGUUUUUAUUUUUUAUUCAAUUAUUAUUUUAUGGUAUAAAAAAAAACAAUCCAUUAAUAUUAUUAGCAUAUAUAAAUCAUGAAUUAAUAAGUAAAUAUCAUGAUAAUUUAAAAUAUUAUUUUAAAAAGAUGGAAAUAUUAUUAAAUAAAGAUUUAAGAGAAGAUGUACCUAAUAUUAAUUUUUUUAGAUAUUCUGAAAUAUAUACAUUACCAUUUUCAUUUGAUAAAUUUAUAAAUGAAUAUAAUUAUUUAAAAGAAAAAGAAUCAUCUACGUUUCAAUCAUAUAAUAGUGUAUUAGAAAUACGUCAGCAUUUUGAUUCAGAGGUUAUAUAUAAUAAUUUCGAUUUGUCUAUUGAUGAUGUUAUACAAAAAAAGAAAAACUUUUUAGACUCAUUAAAAAUGAUUAAUAUAAAUGAAAUAACAUUUAAUGAUAAUAAAUAUGAGCAUUUAAAAGAAACCAUUUUACAAUAUAUUAACGAAUUAGAAAAUAAACAAUUAUUUUGUGAUAUAAAAAAUGCGCAAUAUCUUUCGAAUUAUAACUUUAUAAGUUCUAUGUAUACAAACAAUGCAAAGUUGGGCGAAGAAAUGGAUAAUACAAAUAAUGACAAGCAAAAAGUUUAUACUAAUACUAAUAUUAAUACUAAUACUAAUACUAAUAUUAAUACUAAUACUAAUAUUAAUACUAAUACUAAUAUUAAUACUAAUACUAAUAUUAAUACUAAUAUUAAUACUAAUACCAAUAAUGAUAAUAUGAAUAAUACGAAUAAUAUUAAUCUAGAUAGACCACAAGAACAAAUACCAUUAAAUGCACACAUUUCCCCUAUAUAUUAUGAAGACAAAAAUAAUAUACAAUUCAUAAAUAAAAAAAAAGCAAACACGAAUAAUAUACAGAAUAACGAAUCUGUAGUGAACAAUAAUUUUUCAGAGGAUCGUGUUGUAGAUCAAAAUAAAAUGAAGAUCAAUGAGAAGGAUUAUGUGACACAUAAAAAUGUGGACGAAAAAGUACGGGAGGAAAAUUUCGUGCAUGAAGAAUUAAAGGAGCCCAUAAUUAAUGAUAAACAAACGUUUGAAUACUUUUGUGACACUGCUUAUGAUAAAUUCUCCAAGGAGAAAACACAAGAAUUAAGGAAUAUUAUUAUGACCAAUGAUAAAAAAGAAGAAUUAGAAAAUAAAAGCGAAAUGUGUAAAAAUAUUACAACAAAUGAUGCUACACAUAUAAGCCAUAGUAUAUAUCUACGUAACUGCACUAUGGAAAAUAUAGACAUGAAUAAAAUGAACGAUGAACAUCUUUCAAUAGGUAAUAUUACAAAAUCCAGUAUACCAGUGAAAGAGAACAUAUAUAUGGAUAAAAAUAAUUAUACUAGAGAAGAGGAUGCACAAAAUAUAGAAAAGAAUAUUCAUUAUAGAAAAACAAACGAAUUCAUUAAGAAUGAUAAGAAAAAUGAUAAUCUUAUUGAGCACGAAAAAAAUAACUCCAACUUGAGAUAUCGAAAAGAUGGUGCAUUGGAUAAUUUUAAUAAUGUUUUUUCAUCAUAUAAUAAUAAUAAUGAUGGUGAUGGUGGUGGUGGUGUAUCUAAUCAUAGGAAUACUUUUGUGAAUAAAAAUACCAAUGUACACCUUGAUGAACAGACAUGUAAAGGAAUAGAAAAUAAAGCAUAUAAUAAUGAGGAACAAAAAGGUUUUAAGGAUGAUAAUUUAUAUAAAGACUUAUUUGAAAAAGAAGAAGAAAAAAAUAAAGGAGAUAUACAUAUUCACAAUAAAAUAAAAGAGAAUGAAGAAAAAUAUACACCAUCUUAUAAUUACAGUAAAGUGGAUGAUAAAAUAAUAAAUGUUGAUCAGGACAUUAAAAAGGAAACAAAUAUAAAUAUGUGUAUCUUAUUAAAUGAUAAUGAUUAUAUUAGAAAAGAAAAAAAGAGUACACAAAAUUUUGUACAAAAUAAUAGUAAAGAUGAAAUUAUGGAAAAAGAUAAAGAUAUGGAUCUUUUAAAAAAAAAAAAUAAUAUUAAUAUUAAUAAUAAUAUUAAUAAUAAUAAUAAUAAUAGUAGUAAUAAUAGUAAUAAUUCAUCUUAUAAUAAUUGUAAUGAAAAGAAAAAAAGUAACGAAUCAGCCAGUUCUGUUCUUAGUAAGGAAAUUACACUCAGUGAUAAAAAUGGGAAUAUUAUAAAAAAUACUCAUCAAACUUUUUUAAGAAGUAAUAAAAGUAAUGUACAAAAUUUAAUAAAAAAGUAUGAUAAUCGUAGAGAGUCUCCCAACGUUUCUCACAAAACGGCGAAUAGUAUAAAACCAAAAAGGCACUUAGAAAAUACAAAAAUUAUUAAUAAAGCUAACGAUACAUUUUUACAAGUUCAGGAUCAGAGAAAUAUAAGUAAUACUAGCAACAGAAGUAAUAAUAAUCAUAUUAACAACAGAAGUAAUAAUAAUCAUAUUAACAACAGAAGUAAUAAUAAUCAUAUUAACAACAAAAGUAAUAAUAAUCAUAUUAACAAUUGUCAUUAUAGUGAUAGUAACGAUGCCUUUAAAACGAUAUUAAAGAAUGCUUCUAAUAAUUCUUAUCAUAAUAUAAACACUGACAAGGAAAAUAUAAAAAUCAUGGGAGAUGAAAAAAGUACAAGCCAAAUGUUAGUUACAAAAUCGAAUAUAGGAAGUGCUAAUCUCGUAUCGAAUGUUUCACCUGAACCACUAUCUGCUAAUAUAACAAAAAAUAAUAAUACAUAUCUUCUUAAUAAAAAUAAUGACACAUAUAUAGAAAAAAGUAAACACAUGUAUGAACAUAAAAAUACCAAUAUAGUUUCUAGAAAUAAUAACCCUUCAGAUAAUUACAUGCAGAAUAAAGAAAAUGAUAACAAAAGUAAUGCAACAUCUAACUAUUCAACCAAAAGAAAAAAUUGUAUUGGUAUUUCAAAUCCAUUAAAAAAAAAAAAUACGAAUAAGUAA
Messenger RNA from Plasmodium reichenowi, 5050 nucleotides. RefSeq lists its product as hypothetical. Gene Ontology annotation, molecular function: microtubule plus-end binding; microtubule plus end polymerase activity. NCBI's taxonomy places the organism in Eukaryota, Apicomplexa, Aconoidasida, Haemosporida, Plasmodiidae. The transcript is spliced from 7 exons. Gene Ontology annotation, cellular component: kinetochore; centrosome; microtubule plus-end. The annotation marks the transcript as partial. Gene Ontology annotation, biological process: microtubule polymerization; centrosome duplication; establishment or maintenance of microtubule cytoskeleton polarity. The record is from RefSeq and is a predicted model, not a curated record.